AUGCACCGCCCGCGCCAGGGUCCCAGCCCGAACCCGCCCGCUCGUCCUCUCGCCGCUGGUGCCUCCCGCGCCACCGCCACUCCCAGCCCGAGGAGGACGAUCCUCCGCCCCUCCAAAGCCUCUGCUAACGUGGCCACGCCGGCGCUCCAGGACCGCAGGGGCUGCGCGCGGCCGUCGACGCCAGCGCCGCGCACCAGCUUCAGCUUCCGCAGCGCCUCGUCUGAGACCUCGCUCGCAUCAACGGCAGCCAUUGACUUCGGCGUGCCAGCGUCGUCCUGCCCUCGCCGCACCUCGUGCUCUGAGGUUCGGUCAUCACUGCAAACGACAGAGGGGUCCCGGCGGCCACAAAACUCGUUCUGCUUCCGCGCACUCGACUCGGCACUGUCAGACUGCCAACCAACACUCCCACAAGCUUUGGUGAAGCCACCGCAGCCCCCUGCAAGAAAGAUUGUAGUGGUCAAGAAGGGUGCAAUGAUGGGAGGCAACAAGGCUGCUUCGAAGCAGGAGGAUGUGCACCAACUGCGGAUUCUGGACAAUCACCACGUUCAGUACAGGUUCUUGAAUGCCCUGGCGGAGGCCAUGGCGAUGGCCAAGAGUGUAGCAGCUGAGGAAUCACUCUAUGGACUCUCGGAGAGGAUUGCUGGUCUGCAGCAAUCUGUUGCAGAAAAGAAGGCUGAAGUGGAGCGUCUCAAGAGGGUAGAGAAGGUGCAUUCUGUUGUUGGUGCUCAGACCAAUAUUGGAGGAGUCAAUGAAACUCUUCAAUCUGGAAUGAAAAUUCUGGAAGAAUUGUCUCAUUCUGUUGAAAAUUUUUCAGGAAAGUAUCCUCAGAUUUCUGCGUCCAUGAAUAAUGCAACCACAAAUCAAUAUUAG
Setaria italica (foxtail millet) is the source of this 870-nucleotide messenger RNA. Its product is annotated as QWRF motif-containing protein 7. Gene Ontology annotation, cellular component: nuclear microtubule; centrosome; cytoplasm. The coding region runs from base 1 to 870 and encodes 289 amino acids. Gene Ontology annotation, molecular function: microtubule binding. NCBI's taxonomy places the organism in Eukaryota, Viridiplantae, Streptophyta, Magnoliopsida, Poales, Poaceae. Gene Ontology annotation, biological process: centrosome cycle; spindle assembly. The record is from RefSeq and is a predicted model, not a curated record. The transcript is spliced from 4 exons.